ACAGGGGCAGCGGCGGCGCUGGAGGAGACUGCAUGCGCUGUCCGAUCCAAGCCGGACACGUCCCUUCCCCGAGCAGCAGGGUCCCCACGAGGCGGACCCGCCACAGCACCCAGGAUGCCCAGCAGGACCAGCCGCUACGCCCGAUACAGCCCACGGCAGCGGCGCAGGCGGCUGCUAGCCGAUCGCAGCGUGCGCUUCCCCAACGACGUCCUGUUCUUAGACCACAUCCGCCAAGGGGACCUGGAGCAGGUAGGCCGCUUUAUCCGGGCUCGGAAAGUCGCCCUGGACACCAUCCACCCCUCAGGCCUGGCCGCCCUGCACGAGGCCGUGCUCUCUGGAAACCUGGAGUGUGUGAAGCUGCUGGUCAGAUACGGGGCUGACAUCCACCAGCGGGACGAGACUGGCUGGACACCCCUGCACAUCGCCUGCAGCGACGGAUACCCAGACAUAGCCAGGUACCUCAUUUCCCUGGGGGCCGACAGAGACGCAGCCAACGACAACGGAGACCUGCCCUCAGACCUCAUCGACCCAGACUUCAAAGACCUGGUGGAGCUCUUCCAAGGGACCAAGAUGGACUGAGCCCAGCCCUGCCCUCCCAGGGCUC
Messenger RNA from Odobenus rosmarus divergens (Pacific walrus), 604 nucleotides. It is a transcript of the gene PPP1R27, whose product is annotated as protein phosphatase 1, regulatory subunit 27. The coding region runs from base 115 to 579 and encodes 154 amino acids. Gene Ontology annotation, molecular function: phosphatase binding. NCBI's taxonomy places the organism in Eukaryota, Metazoa, Chordata, Mammalia, Carnivora, Odobenidae. The record is from RefSeq and is a predicted model, not a curated record. The transcript is spliced from 3 exons.